Molecule: messenger RNA, 7914 nt
Organism: Rhagoletis zephyria (snowberry fruit fly)
Lineage: Eukaryota; Metazoa; Arthropoda; Insecta; Diptera; Tephritidae
Product: titin-like
Source: RefSeq, a predicted model, not a curated record
AAACCAAAUGAACCUUUAAAUAGAAAGCCGUUCGAGAAACACGGAGCACAGCCUGAAGAAAAAGCGCCAACUGAAAGGAAACCUACAAAUAUGCCUACUAGUCCGACAAGGCGAACUUCCGAUGUUACAAACUCGAAAACCACAUCCACAACAUCUAAGACAACACGAAAAGAAAAUACUCAACACAUUGAGGAUGAUCGGAAACCGACAAGAAAACCAUCUGACUCAAAUAUAACUUCGAAAUCGACUCAUAGACAAAAACCACAGCCAACUGAUGACUCAAAUCGACCGAAUGAGCCUGCGUAUGGAAACCGGAAUAAAAAAACCCCAAUCGAUAACAAACAACCAACAGACAGGAGGCCUGAAACUAGUUCCACUAGAAAAAUAAUAGAAAGCGAAACUUUUAAUACUACAAUAAAAAGCGAACGCAACGGAGAAACAUAUUCCAUAGAGAUUGACGAUCAAUCUGAAAAGCCCGAAAAGAAACCGAUUGAAAAAAGGCCUUUAGAAAAAGAUUAUGUUAGAAAUGAUCAUAGCCCGACCAGGACCACCUCAGACAAAAGCAACUUCUACACCAGUAAGAUUACAGUUGACACUGUAAAAACUCGCAAGAGCAAUGUUUCGCCAACUAGAAAGCCUGAAGAUAUCAAAACCACUGAACCCGUGCAGAAAAAGCCCACGAAAGAUGAGCCAACAAAACAACCAAAAGGUGCUAAACUAACAAAACCAGCAAAUUUUGGCGUUACACAUACCUCGCCAGAGUAUACAAGACCAGCACCUACAGUUGAUAAUGAGUCUGAACCAAGCGAUGAUGAACACAGCCCAACACAGAAAGGCCCAGCUAGAAAACCAAUAUUAAGCGCUAGCAAGCCUGUAGACAUUUCUGACGAUGAGGAUCAAGACCGUAUUUUCACGACAACUACAAUAAAAACGGUACGCUUAGAUGAACCUAAAUCGGCAAAUCCUAUAGUGACCGAUGAAACUAGACGAGUUGAAGAACUUUUCAAUAAAACCGAUCGGACCAAAAUAACAAACAAUGUUAACGAGGAAUUCAUAACAAUCGAACGGCAGGUGAAAGACAAAUUUCCGGUUAAUAAUAUACCUACAAACGAUUCAAGCGGGUUAGCGCCUAAUAGUCCAGAUUAUUGCAAGCCUACCACUAAAAAACCAAUCGGACCGUCUAAAACUACCGACAAGCAAAAGCCAACUGAGGAAACUGUAGCAACGAACACAAAAAUCUAUGAAGAAACUAUAAACAUUAAUUAUGAAGAGCGGAAACCAAGCGAAAUUGAUGACAAUGAACCAAAAUCAAAACCACUCAUUAAAAAUACAAAAAUCGACGGUAGUGUUCAUCAAGUGAUUACUGAUACUAAUAAUUCAAUAUCUUUUAAGCAACAUACACCCAUAGUUCCGGAGAAACUCCGCGAACAAGAUGAACCUAAAAUUGGGGAAAGGAGCGAACCAGAGCGUGAAAAGCCAAUAAAGCGACAACCAAUAGAUGCAAUCUUGAGUGACGACGACGAUCAGAUAACAUUCGAAACGACUACUACUAAAAAAGAUGUUAUAUUGAAAUCCGUAGAUGUCGAAAAGACUACGCGUAGUGAACCGAAAAACAGGGAGCCAUCAAAGCCGGUUGUAGGAAAAGGAGCGCCAAGGAAACCUGAAGCUGAUCGCAGUCCUACAAGAAAACCAAAUGAGCAGAUAACUGUAAAAACUAUUACCACCAGGACCACUAAUAUUGUUGAAGGGAAACCACGUACGGAUAACAAUCGGCAGCCAGAUGAACCCAUUGAUGAACCGGUCGAUAGAAAAUCUACUUUAGAUGAAACUAAGCGAGUCGAGGAACUCUUCAAAACAACCAAUAAAACUACAAACAUCAAUACUAAUUAUAACGAAGAAUUUAUUGCAAUUGAAAGUCAAGCUAAGGAGACUCCAGAUGGAGCAUUCUUCUCCAAAGCACCUGAACCGGAACCUGUCUCCCCAAGCUUUAAGAAAAAGGGCGUUAGCCCCAGAGAAACAUUUGAGGAUCGUUGUCGUCAAAUUCUUGGAAUGGAAAAUUAUGGUGACACCCCAGGCAGUUACAAUAAAAAACCAGAAGAUGAGUCUGAUGAAAAAGCGCCACUUACCGAAAAUAUCACAAAGUUCGAAGUUAAAAUUGAGGAUUGUGAUGACGAUGAGCCCAAUUAUUUAAACAACAUCAAAGAGGCCCUUAAACCGCUUGAUAAGCCCAAAACUAACAAACCCAAUGAUGUUUACAAUGAGGAACUUGUUGAGGAAGUUGAGUGUAUUCGCAAAGAGACGGUAGUACCCUUUAAAGACAGUUCUCCGGAAAGGAAAGUCCCUACUGAAGCUACACGUAAAUCAACACUGCUGGUUAAGAAAGACAUAUCGGUUGAAGAUGAGUGUAUUACCAAUAAGAGAACAUCGAAGAUUGUAAAGAAAGUAACCAAAGGGGGGAAGAUUGAAUAUGAAGAGCGAGAGGAGUCUUCAACGAGUGAAUCGGAGUCUCCUGAAAAGGAAACGGAUGAAGAAUCUCAGCCAGAUACUGUUGUAUCAGAGAGAGAGAUGCAAUAUAUCGAAGAAUUCCAAAUCGAAGAACGCACAGAAAAGAAGCAACCGUUGAAACCCAAUAGAAAGCUGCCUGGUCAAAAAACUACAUCUCCAAAUACUAGUCCGACUAGGAAGACAUCUGAACCUGCAACUGGUGGUAAAAAGUCGCCUUUGAAGCAAUCCCCUUCAAGACCGUCUACAGUUACAACAAAAGUAACUGUUGAGUCGAAGCCUAAAACACGCGAGUCGAACACGUCAACUACCAGAACUGUUACCAACACUACGUCAAACUCUAAAUCGCCUGAAUAUCCGGAGAAACGUGAUAUUGUUAAAAAAGAUAAGCCAAUAUCACCAUCAAAGACGCGGCCCGAACGUGUUCAGAAAAUAGAUACACCUACAACUGCCGAUAAGCCACAUAAAAAGCCAAACAAUGAGUCUCCGAAUUCACCAAUUAAAGAUCGGCUACGUUCUUCAACCCGAAAUAAGAAACCUUCUAUCACGGAGUCCGACUCUUCACCCGAAAUGAGUCCAACUCGUCUUACAGAGCGAAGACGUUCGAGUAACAUUUCGGUGCACACAGAAAUCAUUAUUGAUCACACGGGUCCGAAAUCGCCUAAGCCCACCGAAAAGACGCCAGAGAAACACAAGUCCCAGCCCAAGAAAACCGUUCCGGAAGAUAUAAUUUCACCGACUAAACCGUUCCGAAGAUUCCCCGUCACUGAGCGAAAGGAGUCUGCUCCCGUGCCCAGUGUGUCGCGCAAGGACAAGGACGUAAAGAUGACUCGCUCAACCAGCGAGAAAGUCAUGAAGGUUACUGAGAAACCAGUGAAGAGAACAGAGGUAGACGCAACAGCACACAGUCCAACACCGAAAACUGAUCGAAGACCUAAUAAAUAUUUUACCACAAAAACCAUAAAUUUAACCACGACUGACAAGCUAAUCAACAGUGAAGAUAUGGAAAACGUCAUCAUUGAUAUACAGCAUGCGAAGAGUUCUCGGGAGCCAUCACCAGACAAAAUUGUGCCAACACCAGUACCGGUACAUAUAAAUACUGGCAAGCCACGUUACCCAGAUGUCGUUCAAGAGCCUGAGGAUGAGCCACGAAAAAAACCUGUCAUCAAAAACAUACCGAUUUUAGAAGAAGAAUCCAAUGAAUUCAUUAACUGCCACAUAUCGGAGGUGAAAACGGAAAAGAUUUCGAAACUGAUAGACCUGGAAGAAGAUGAUAUAUUAGAUAAUCCCACAAUCGAAGCUCCUCAAAGUCUUGAAUACCCAUCCAUCGAUAGACCUGAUGAUGAUUGCCUUUUGAGUGUUCACGAAAAGGUUUCCAAGUUUACACAUACAGCUGAAGAAAUUAAAAAACCAAAAGCGUCCAGUCCAUUCAGCAGAGAAUUCGAUAAAACGCCUAAGGUGCCAGAUAACGAUGACUGUUUGUUGACAGUUGAUGAAAAGGUUAACAAGUUCAUAAAGACAGCAGAAGAGGUGGUGAAGCCAAUCACAACAGUAAGGGAGAUUGAGCGACCAAGCCUCACCGACUUGGAUGAAGAAUUACAGAAGGAUGACUGCACUUUGACUGUCUCACAAAAAGUAAAUAAAUUCUUAAGCACCGCAGAAAAACUGGCACCCACUGUUCCACAAAGGUCACCCGAAUUAGUGGCGAAAAUUGAACGAACUAUUUCGAAACAAAGCGAGCCCGAGUAUCCCGAAGAUCUUAGUGAUGAAGAAUUAACGCCAUUUUCUCAAAAUCACACUAUCGAAAUUGAGAAACGACGCCAGAAAGAUAUACUCGCUCGGCCAACAGUAUUUGAAAGCACCACAAAAGGCAACCGAAAUGUCGAGUACGUAGAAGAGGAAGUAUUUAUUGACAGAACCGCUGCUGGGCCCGAAAGUGAUGAAGUAAUUCCGCACACAAGGGAUCAUACAACGAAAAUUGAAUUAAAACGUCAGAAGGACAUUUUAUCCAGGCCCUCAAUUUACGAUAAGAACGUUAAACCUAGACCACAAUCGCCUAGCAAGAGAGAGCCUGUAGGCUCUUGUAGGCCACAGCAUCCAAUAACGACCAAUGCAAAGCAAACAGUGUACACUACAAAGAAAAUUAACUUGCAAGAUAAUGAAAAAAUUGAGUCCAAGAGCGUAGAACGUAAACCUUCGCAUUCGGCAACUAAACCUGAAAAUUAUAAAAGUCCCACAAAACCUCAAACUUCCACAGUUGCUGUGACCAGGUCUCGUUUUGAAACUUCUGAUAAGAAAAAACCGACAUCCAAAACCACUAUAGAACCAAAAGUUAAUAGAGUUCCGCUUUCAAGUACCACUGGGCGUAAACCAGGCACUGAUCCGAAGGCACCUGUGCCUUCAACAACUGCCCGACUGCCAUCAACGACAGCAUACACGAAGUAUCCUUAUUCAAACAGGCAUAAGCCAUUGAAUGAACCGAACUCAGGGCCACGUAAACAAUCCACGGAGCCUGAUAGCCAUUAUCCAGAACGUAAACCAUCUGCUGGAUCUCUAUCUAAUGUUCAUGACUAUGAAACUAUUGAAUCCGAAACAGAGUUUGCAUCAACAACACGUCGCAGAAGCUCUUCAAAGACAAAAGAUUACUUGGAAACCGUACAAACUGAAAUCGAAAGGUUUUCUCCGACACAAAAAGAACCCAUGCGAAAGAUUCCCUCACAGGAAAAACAAAAACCCCAAACUUUCUCACACAGUCCUACCCAAAAAGAUACAAGAAGCACCAUCACUAAAGUUGCCCAAGUAACCGAACGCACAAUUGAGCACAGUUCACCCUCAGAUUGUUCUGACAUAGAAAUCGUUGAAACCGUUCCAGAACGCCCCACACAAGUCAAAACUCCAACUUCUACGCCCACAAUUGGUCGCACUCGUAUAGCAGCCGAUACGGUGGCUGCUCGACGUAAUAUUUUCGAAAGCAACGCUACACCGAAGGUACAAAGGCCUAGCGGAAGCGACGGUUCACCGUCACCCGUUGGUCGGCGACCCUCUUAUAUGGAUCACACAGUCAGCUCUUUGGAACACAUUCGCCGUGAUUCCCUAGAAGUAAAUAAACACAAUUACUCACGCAAGUCCUCGUUCGAAUCAGAAAGCAAUUACGAACGACGACCAAAUGCUGCUGUGAAGUUUGAUGUGCCUCAAAAGCCCCAACGUACAGCGAGUAUUUCCGAAGACAUCGAUGUCGAAAGUAUUUUCGAAUUAGAAGUAUUGGAGCGUCUAUUAGAGACAGUAACUUCAUAUGAGCUGCGACGCCGGAUCCGGGCACAAAUACGUUUGGUUAAGAAAAACAUACUCAAUACUGAAGUGGUUGACAAAAGGAAAACCGAAACUAAAACAUCUAAGUCCAUUAGCUCAACUCAUAAAACAUCUACUUACACAUCAAAUGUACAUCACGAAGAAACUGACACAAUUCAUGAGGAUUUGAAAACGAAGAGGCCAUACGAGAGUAAGCCCAGCCCAAAACGCCCAACACCGACAACAAAGAGUGGCCGAGUAUCGGAAAUCGAAGAUAUACCAAGAAAAUCUCCAUACGAUCGCAAUGAAAGUCCGAAACCAUAUGGCAAAUUUCGUCGAGAAGAAGAAGUUACCACAAAGACUACAACUAAUGCUAAAAUACAGAACGGUCGCAGCGAAAGCCCUAAACGUCCUACGAAAACAAACCAUGAACGACAACCAAGUCCCGAAACUAAGUCGCCCCAAGGAUCCGUAAAAGGGGUACGUCAUAGAGCAGAUUCAUCGAUGUCUUCCACACAUAAAGAGUUUAUAAGAAGCGAGCAGAGAAACUUCUCUGAAGAGACAUUUAAUAGCUCUCGUUCGGAACGUUUCGAGAAAGAGGAGAGCCGCGAGCGCAGUUAUAGUCCUGAAUCUAAAAGUCCUGCAAGGGACGGCAAACAAAGUCCUGAUUAUAAAACCAAACCUGCAGCUGGCACACGUACGAAGAGUCCUGAGGCCAGAAAACCAUCCUUCCCACGCUCGCCAAGUCCACAAGGCAGAACACCCAAACAACGUGACGAAUUGUACACGAUCUCGAAAGUAACGACAGUUAAAACCACACGCUCACCAGAACGAAAAUCAAGUAAACCGACCGUUGAAGAAAAUGCACCUAUUUGGGUAGACCGUAAAAAUUUGCUCAAGAGUCCUAGUAGCACACCGCGUACGCCGCGUAAGUUGCCAGCUGCGCCGUCCGCGCGCACUACCGCAACGAAGGCUACAACAAAGACAACGAGUCAACGACAAGCUCAGAACAGAAACUUCGAAGAGGAUUCGAUCACUUCGAGUUAUGGCAUUGGGCCGACAGACGAAAAUGGUUUGCCGUUAUUCGGUAUAAAGGCGCUAAAAAAGAAGAAACCAAGCCAACCCUGUGAAGCAACCGAAGAAGUCACAGGCUAUGUUAUCGAGGAGAAAUAUUAUUCUGAUAACAAAACAAAGCCGAAAGUCGAAAGGAAGGAAUACAUUUAUUCGACAAACGCAGAUGAACUCGAGGAAAUCAAAAAAACUGUUGAGCAGAGUCGAAAAUCAUCGCAAAAUGAUGUGGAUGUUAUCAGGAAAUUCGAGAAAAUCGAUAAGGACUAUGUUUUUGAAACACCAGAGGCAAUACAGCCAGAUUCAGAAGACUUCACCACGUCCAGCAAAUAUGUGCGCCGUGGUUCUGUGAAAGAGCUGAGUGAGAAAUUCGUACGGAAAGAGUCUGCGCAAUCGACAACAGAAAAGUCGGGUGGCUAUCCAAAAGCCGGAUUGAUAUUGCGCACCAGUCGUGCACCUUCAACAGACCCCAGUGGAGAUGCAUACGAAACUACUACGGAAAAAUACACCAGCACAUCACGCAGCGGUCAUGGCUAUCGUUCGACGGAAGCAGACUCGGACGAUGAACACAAUGUGCAGCUUCGUCAAAAGCAAUCGCGACGCAUUUUCACCGAGGGCGAAGACAACGAAAGCGAUCAAUGCCAUUUGAGUACACGUUCGUCGACCAAGUCCACGCGCUCCUUCCUGAACAGCAGCGGUGAAACUAAAGUGGUAACAAGCGUAGACGAUGCGCUGGAGCGUAUGCGUAACGCGGACUAUGUGGUGGAAGCUGGCGAUACUGCUGAGGAUAGGGAGGCGCGUUCAUUGCUGAAUAAAUUUUUAGGUGCUAGUGUCAUAAUGAGAGGUGUGGAAAGCGUUUUGCCGACAACGAAACAAACAACAACUACUACGAUUACUAAAACUUCAUACGCAGAUGACGAUGACGACAGCGAUCUACUGAAGAACAAAGCGGUAUCUGACAUGAAAGCGAAUACGAAUACGAAUACGAAGACGGCGACAACGACGACGACUACGACGAAGGCGAGUAACAAGACGAAUACGAAACCAAAUACGUAG